CAGAAUAAUGUUUUCGAGCUGGACAAUAUUGUCUUAUUCUGUAGGAUUUUCCCUUUAAAUUAUGCAUGUCAUGAAAUGACACGUAGUUUAACGUCUUACACCAAGACAUUUAAAUAAUAUAUUAUGUUUGUCAUGAAUUGUGUUUUACAGCUUUUAUUGUUAUGGCUAUUAGAGGUAGAGGCCAACAACCGGUGCGAAACGACAUGUUCAGCGGAUAAAUAUUUACAUUAAGUUGUAAAUGUCGCAGUAACAACAUGGACAUCGCCCUCAAAUAGUCGAGAGACGUAGAGAACAAGAUUUGAUAGUAAGGAGAGUAUCCUCUUUGUGUUUAAUACGGUGCGGUUAAGAGGCAAUAAAUUGCGAAAGACAUUUUAACAGCUCAAAUUAAAACAAGCGUAGGUAAAAUAUUAAAACUACAUCAAUACGCAUAAAGUUGGACAAAAAAAUACCUCUAUAUUAUACGAAAAUACAAGUUCAUGUGUGUUUAUGCGCAUUCAGUGGCGCUCAUUAUAUAAACAAUCUGCUGUUGUCUUACAGUGAUCACGAGGACAUCAUCAGUGUAUGCUAUGUAAAAUAAAAUAUAUAAUUGAGGACGAGUCUGGUUAAUUCUUUUGUAUUAAUAUUGAGGACGAGUCUAGUUAUUCCGUUUGUAUUUAUAUUGAUCACCAGAUAGUGUAAAUCACACGAGGUAUCACCAGUGAGAAGUAAACGCGGAAUCUGUGAAACAAAAAACAGCAGUCGCAUAUGGAAUAAUCUCUCAUAAAGGAUUAAGUAAACUGCGCAUCCUUUCAAAGGGGACUUGAUUAGUAAACUAUAGACCAAAUAGUAACCUAUGUGCGGAACGAGCAUGAUAAAAAACACUUAGAAGAUAAUUCUGACUCUCGGAUAUAACUUGUAUUUUAGGUCUAAGUGAAUAAGACAAUUCGGCAUUGGAUAAACGAGUUACUGAAAACAAACUUAAGGAACAAGUAAUCAACAACGAGCAUUAUAAUCAACCACUUAGAAGAUAAUUCUGACUCUCGGAUAUAACUUGUAUUUUAGAUCUACGUGAAUAAGACAAUUCGGCAUUAGAUAAACGAGUUACUGAAAACAAACUUAAAUAAAACUCAUUUUGAAUAAAGAAAGAAACUAAAAAACAAUGGCGUCUACAAAAGUUUUAGGUGUCUCUAUGUGGGUGUUGAUAAUAUGUAUAAAAACAGUUAUUGCCCGGGAAAACCAACAGUUAUUGAUGCUUCUGUUUGAUGGAUUUAGAUGGGAUUAUCUCGACCAACCAGAUUUACACCUUCCUGGAUUCCGGAGAAUACUUGAGAUAGGAAUUAGAACGGAUUAUCUAAAGCCAGUUUACCCGACCCUGUCUUAUCCUAAUUAUUAUUCUAUUGCCACAGGGUUAUAUACAGAGAAUCAUGGUAUGAUCAGUAAUUAUAUGUAUGAUGAAGUAGAAAAAGAAUCAUUCCUGAUCGGGACAAAUCCAGAACAAUAUCAUUCUUACUGGUGGAAUCAGGCAGAACCCGUCUGGAUUUCAGCUGAAAAACAGAAGUUAAACAGUUAUAUGUACUUUUGGCCUGGCUGUGAAGUUACCAUUCGAGAUGUUAAGCCAACCCAAUGUAGACCAUAUAAUGGCCCGCCUAGUUUAGAUGAUUUUAAAAGAGUUAUGUCGGACAUCAUGCGGAAAUUUGUUAAUAACGAAGCAGAUUUAGGCGGCGUAUACUAUGAACUGACCGAUAAAUUAGGACAUGAUUACGGUCCCAAGAGUAAACCAUUGAACGAUAAUAUACAGGCUUUAGAUGCUGAAUUAUUUAAACUAACAGAAGACAUAGUGAAAAUGGGAUUAAAUGACAGAUUAAAUAUCAUGAUAUUUUCUGAUCACGGUAUGGCAGAUAUGACCAAUAGAACUUUAAUAAAUAUGGCUAGCAUAUUGAACCGGAAUGAUUAUGACGUUAUUCUAGAAAACGGACCACUAUCAAGUGUUUGGCCAAAACCUGGAAAACACAGAGAGGUUUAUCACAAGUUAAGACAAUUUCACCGUAAAAUGCAUGUUUAUGAACGUGAAGAUUUACCGGAACGAUAUCAUUAUAAACAUAAUGCACGUGUAGCACCAAUAACAAUGAUAGCAGAGAAGCCUUAUUAUAUAUUAACGCCGGUAAAACCGAAUUAUCCAUCACGAAAAUCAGAUUUUCAGCCGAGAAUGGGAGUGCAUGGUUAUGAUGAUACCGAUAUUGAUAUGAGAGGGAUAUUUCUAGGUUUUGGGCCAUCAUUUAAAGCUCAUUACCGAGGACCAGGAAUAGAAAAUAUACAUCUCUAUCAGAUUAUGUGUCGUAUAUUGGGUCUUAUACCAGAAUCUCAUAAUGGUACAUGGUCUACGAUUAGUGGAUUAGUCACAGAUAAACUGCCACCUGCAGUAGGAGGGGCGAGCACUCUAACCUUGACUUACCUAAUACCAAUAUCUUUACUUGUUUUAAUCUGUACAACACUCUGUUUUUAAAUCAUUAGACAGGAUCUCAGUUUAAACCACCGCGCUGUACGUGUAGGUAAGAUUGAUGCCCUUAAUCCGAUGCCACUUUAUUUAUUAUAUAGAGUUCCAAAGCUAAUAAUUUUAGAUAUUCGUAAUGGUGCAAUUUUAGU
Molecule: messenger RNA, 2622 nt
Organism: Patella vulgata (common limpet)
Lineage: Eukaryota; Metazoa; Mollusca; Gastropoda; Patellidae
Product: glycerophosphocholine cholinephosphodiesterase ENPP6
Exons: 8
Coding region: 1139-2482 (447 amino acids)
Source: RefSeq, a predicted model, not a curated record